AUGGCCGCCCGUGCCAAGCAAGUGCUCAAGCGCCACGCGCGGACCGCGUUCGUCUUCCACGCGACUGUCUUCGCUUCGACGCUCGCGGGCUCCUACGCGGCCAUCCGACAGGGCAUUGACCUGCCGUCGCUCGCCACCCGCGUGCCCUUCGUCGACCUCACGAAAGUGGACCCCGACGCCGGUACGCUCGCGCUCGCGUACCUCUCCACCGUAGCCACCGGUCCCGUCCGGGGCGCGCUCACUAUCGCCGCGACGCCUCUCCUCGCGCGCGUACUCGCCCGCAGUCGACUCCUCCACAAGAGGUAA
Messenger RNA from Hyaloperonospora brassicae, 306 nucleotides. The record is from the annotation of a GenBank genome assembly. Lineage: Eukaryota; Oomycota; Peronosporomycetes; Peronosporales; Peronosporaceae.